Messenger RNA from Chelmon rostratus (copperband butterflyfish), 874 nucleotides. RefSeq names its product cytochrome c oxidase subunit 6B1. The transcript is spliced from 4 exons. Gene Ontology annotation, cellular component: mitochondrion; respiratory chain complex IV. Lineage: Eukaryota; Metazoa; Chordata; Actinopteri; Chaetodontiformes; Chaetodontidae. Bases 94 to 354 code for a protein of 86 amino acids. The record is from RefSeq and is a predicted model, not a curated record.
UCCUUUGCGCGCUGACGAGGAAGGACAUCUUUCCGGAGAGCACCGAGGACACAUCAAGAAACGUUCCAAGACGUCCUAUUUAAGAUCAUAAAGAUGGCUGAGAAUAUUGAGGAGAAGAUCAAGAGCUACAGGACUGCUCCCUUUGACGCUCGAUUCCCCAACACCAACCAGACAAGAAACUGUUUUCAGAACUACCUGGACUUUCAUAGGUGCAACAAGGCCCUGUCAGCCAGAGACCAGGAUGUGGCUCCCUGUGAUUGGUACCAGAGGGUUUACAAGAGCCUCUGUCCCCUGAGCUGGGUUACCAAAUGGGACGAGCAGAUGGAGAAUGGAAGUUUCCCAGGGAAGAUCUGAGAUCUGUUAUUGAUCAGGACAGUCCACUGCAGGACAUUCUGUUACUUGCACCUUUUUCUCUGUAGUGUGCCUAAGGACAUCUUCAAACAUCUUUCAAAUUGUCGCCGUCAUUGGUGUUACCGUUAUUAACUUAAAACACGCACAACUUUUUACCCUGCAGGUCUGAAGUUUGUUUCCCAUCUCUGUUGUAAACUACUCUUUAGCAUUGAUUGAUGAUCAAUAAAAAAUACAGUGCGUAUGUAAUUAAAAGGAUGUUGUUUAUUAUACAGCUUCAACACUUUGUUAUAUUGGAACAACUUCCUUAGCUCCUUAACUAAACAAAACAUGCCUGACUGGCUGCUAGUGGAGUUAAUAUUGUCUUGGAAAUGUCUUCUUCUCACUCACAAAUCAUAUCCAAUUAAUGGCAGAGCAAGGUAUUGUGGGGCAGAUCAUUCAGAUUGCUGAGCUUUAUAUCAUUAAGGUGUCUGAAGGUCUGAAAAAUCUCUGAUUUAUUAUUUUAUUAAAAUUCUCUUUAUGUGCA